AUGUCUUCCUCCGAGCCUCUCCACACUUACCACCGUCGCUCCAAAUCAAAAUCCACUGACAGGGUGGAUUUCAAUCCGUCAAUUCCUAGGGUUCCUCGAACCCGUUCUUCUUCCUCUGUUCCUGUUGGAGAUUCUUCUCCUUUUGUGUCUAAUGAGGCUGCCUCCUUCUUUAAUGAGGUUGUCUCAAAGAGAAAAUUCAUUCCUGAGAGGACUUACCAGUUUGAUGCAGUUCCCUUGGCGGCUCAGGAGUCUGCAAAUCAGAUUUUGGAGCACUACCACCUUCAAGCCCUAAAUUCUCUCUCUAGUUUUCGAUCAUGCCCUGGUUUUGAUUUUGCAAAAUUUGCUCUUGCUUCUGCUGAAUACUCUGUUGAUCUUUUUAAAUCCAUGGCAUACACUGAUCAAUCCUUGCCUUUGACCUCUAAAGGUCUGCCUAUCAAGUCUUACUUGUCCCCUUUUUAUAAAUUUUUGUGGGAUUUUAUCCGUCAUAAUGUUCUCCCCACUGGGAACAAUUCUAAUCCCACUCUUGCUGCCUGCCAACUCAUGAUAUCCAUGGUGAAUCAUGAUAAAAUUCCCCUUGGUGAUAUCCUAUAUAAUGCCAUUCUUGGGAAAACCAUUGGUCAUGGUACCAAGCACAAGGGGACUCUUGUGUUCCCCUGUCUGAUUCAGCGCCUUUGUGAGAAAAAUGGGGUGGCAUUUCUUGAUUCCGAUCAGUGGCAUCCCCCCAUUGGUCCUUAUGGCAAGGCCUCUGCUGCCCUUAGCCAGAGAGUUUCCAGGACCUUUCUCACUUCUGUGUCGUCUUCCUCUGAGAAUGCCUCUCUCAGAGCUCAGCUGGCUGCCAAGGAGGAGUAUAUCCAACAUCUUUUGACCCUCAUUCCAUCCACUUCGAUUCCUGCACCUGCUGCUGCUGCUGCCACUGCAGAUCCUCAGCCUGCUUCUGCCACUGAUGAGGACUCGGAUGACUCUGUGGAUUCUGGUGGCUCUUUGAUCUUUUAG
This is a messenger RNA of Prunus armeniaca (apricot), 993 nucleotides long. The record is from the annotation of a GenBank genome assembly. NCBI's taxonomy places the organism in Eukaryota, Viridiplantae, Streptophyta, Magnoliopsida, Rosales, Rosaceae.